Molecule: messenger RNA, 2737 nt
Organism: Xenopus tropicalis (tropical clawed frog)
Lineage: Eukaryota; Metazoa; Chordata; Amphibia; Anura; Pipidae
Gene: shld2
Product: shieldin complex subunit 2
Exons: 1
Coding region: 304-2643 (779 amino acids)
Source: RefSeq, a predicted model, not a curated record
UAAGGGCAACGUUACUGUUUGCGUGUAAGAAUAUUGCGAUAUCUCAAUAGCUUACGCUAUUUGACUGGCAUGUUACAUUAUGUUCUACAAAAUUUCAAUAAGCUCACGAUUGUUUGUAUAACUAUAUGUCUGUUUAUGUUACUUUUGUUAUCAUAUAUGGCUUCCGGUUCCGCCAUUAAAAAUAGAGGCUUGACUCGCAGGAAGGAAGUCGGUAAAGCAAGAAACUCUGGAAAGUGUUCUUCGUAGCAUGGUAAUGUCAAACUGUGAAAACCCUGAACAGUUUUAUGGGAGUAAGUGGAAAAGAUGACCAGUUCAAGGACAAUUCAUAUAUUUCUUGGAGCCCCUGUCAUCCCUGCACCGUCAGGCGGGGUGCAAGAGCAUGCUGAGGGGAGGCAUAACGUGGGAACAUGGAAAGAGGAAAGAUAUAGUUAUAAUAACAAGCGUGUCUGUUUGCAGAGUGCCAAUUACAAUAUGGCUCUUCAUAAUAAUAAGGAAUCUUCAAUACAUGAUGGGAGGCAGGUGCAUAGUAUAUCCCAUUCACUGACCAACACAGUGGAACUAGAAAAAAAAUGUGCUUCUAAAAGUAUUAAUGAUUUGCUCUUCAUUACACAGCAUGCCCAGGCUAAGCCAAAUCCUGAACUAUCUCCAUUAAACCUAAACCACAUUCUAAAGGUUGAUCUCCAUGCCAACUUACCUACAAGCCCAGAACAACGUAAAGGAACAAGAAUGCCAUGCGAGAAUGUGUUAGCUUCGACAAACACUGAAUUUCUGUCCGUUGUUACAUCCAGCCAGGUAGCUGUAUUGGGUAGUGGGCAUGUGUAUGAGCAAGAUGACAAAACCUUUCAGGAGAGAGAAAGCAAGAAUUCAGAUGCUGAGAAGGCACUGGAUUUUUUCGAAGAAAAUGCUGUAUUGCCAUGUAAGAUUCAGAAGCAGAGGCAGGAAUAUUCAGACAGUUCACUUGAACUUUUUACACCACCAACACAUGAUCCUAAAAUGACAUCCUUUAUACAAGUCACGCAAGAAGGGAUGAAGAGUUCAGAACCAAAAGAUAUAAGCUCUGACACUAUGAGGACAGCUGUCUCUAAAAGGCCAAGAGUCUGCGAAGAUUUUCCAGCCUUUUCCCAGGCGCCUCUCAGAAUACAGAGUGCUAAAAAGGUUAAACAAUUGGAUGACACUGAUAAACACAAGCCGAAAGGUGGAAGGCAUAGAAAUCAUCCUGGACUGAAAUCAUCAAAACCUGUGUUUCUUCUGGCAAAUUGCUCUGACAAAAAGAGAGAGUACAAUGUCUUGGUUACUGUGGUACAUCCCUGCCAUUUAAAAGAAAUACAUAUAAAAUCUGGACCCAAUGCAGGAUCUCUAAUUCCUUUAGCUACAAUAGUAGUUUUGGAUCAAUCAGAUGUUGAAUGCAAGGUCGUUUUAUGGAGGUCUGCUGCAUUUUGGACUUUAGCAGUAUUUCCUGGAGACAUAAUAAUGCUGACAAAUUUGACAGUCCACGAGGACAGAUGGAGUAAUGAAAUGUUACUGCACUCCACAUCUCAGAGUCAGCUGUUGAAUCUUGGAAAUUGUUCUACUGUAAACUCUGAAGAAUGGUCACACAUGGUGGACUGCACAACCCUUCAGGAGUUAGUUAACUAUUUAUCCACCAAGCAUCAGUAUCUAAAGAACAUUGUACCUCAAAAGACCCAGAAAUUGGACUCUGUAUCAUAUAUAAGGCUUGACAAAUUGCAGCCAGAAAUAUUAGUACACUCGGUGUUAAAAGUUUGUGGUAUUUCUUUGUUGACAGAAUGUGUGUAUCACUACAAAGGACAAAAACAAAACAAAGUGAUUCUGACUGUAGAAGAGGUCAGGUGGCAUACACAUACCAUGGUACUGUGGGGUUCUAGUAUUUCUUGGUGUGAUCAAAUCCGACUCAAAAGAGACCACAUUUGGGAUUUUAGAUAUUUAUACACCAGGAGAAAUACAGUGUCUGGUGAUAUAGAGCUACACACUACCCCAUGGUCAUCUUGUGAAUGUUUAUUUGAUGAUGAUAGAAGGUCUGUGGAGUUUAAAAAGAUGUACUUAGAAAAUGAGGAAAGAUUUAUUAGACAAAUGGACCUUUUAACUCUCUUGGAGGAGAAAUGUUCAGGUGAGAUUCAAGUUAAGGCCAGUAUCUCAGAAUUGGAAUUUUUUAUUCCAGGACAUAAGAGUGUCUUUAUGGAUCACAGAACUCCGCUUUCCGAUAUUUUAAAAAUUCUGCCUACAGUAAUAUACUCUGGCUGUGAGAAAUGUAGGUGUGAACUUAAAACAGAUGAAAACCAAGUAUAUGAACAGUGUUUCUUCUGCCUCCCUUUCAACCAAGUAAAGACAUUUUAUAGACCAGCAUUGAUGACUACUGUGAGUGGGGAACAUGGGAUCUGCGUGAAUGUGCCAUCACAUAUUCUAGAGAAAAUUUUUCUAAAUAUAUCCCCUAACUUAUUGAAUAAGCCCAUAGCUUAUAAUAGAACUAUAAUGCAUUCGGUUAUUGUAGCAGACCUGUGCCACUCGCUUUUGGCAAAAACAGCAGAGACCUACUUACUGAAAAUAAGAACCAACUUUGUGCUGGAUGAAAACAGCAUUCCAAUUCAUCAGGAAUUUCAUCUAGUGGAUUUUCAUAUUGAGCUUUGAUGCUUUGUGCAAAACAAGUCAUUUCUUUGUAGCCUUCAAUCAUUUUUCAUACAUGAUUCCUGUAAGAAUAAACCAUAUUUAAUUUUUUUGUAAA